Capsicum annuum is the source of this 1925-nucleotide messenger RNA. Its product is annotated as putative F-box/FBD/LRR-repeat protein At5g44960. NCBI's taxonomy places the organism in Eukaryota, Viridiplantae, Streptophyta, Magnoliopsida, Solanales, Solanaceae. The transcript has 3 exons. The record is from RefSeq and is a predicted model, not a curated record. The coding region runs from base 944 to 1732 and encodes 262 amino acids.
AAAUACCAAGGGUCAAGAGUUAACUUUUUAUAUUAUCUUAUAACCAUUGGACUAUCCAAAAAUGUUGGGUGCGUUCCGAUCCUUCAAAAGUAGUGCAUUUUCGAAGGAUUUGAUAGGGAUCCGACAACAAUUUUGGGAAGAACUGAAGGGAUACCUUUGUGUGUUUGUCGGGAAUCCUAAGCAUACGGAGGCAAUAAUGAAAUGCCUCAAGCACUUCUAUUGAUCUUGCUGGGAUCUGGACUCUCGACUCUUACAAUGUCUUACAUCUGAGAUGUCUUAUUUUCUCUUAAGAUGACGACAAAUUGGGUGUUAAUUCUUUGCUAUUUAUGCUAAUUGCAUAAGAAAUCAUUCUUCAUAAGUCAGUUAUGAAAGGUGGACUCAUUAUCCACUCAAGUUUCGAACCAUAUGACACUGGUCCUCGGGGAGUUGCACAGUUACUCGUUUUAAUCAUUCCGUCUGUCCGUCAAAAAGUAUGAUAGGGAUAAAGAAAGAAAUUCCCCCACCCUUUUAUUUGUAUUGCUCGUUUUUUAGGGUGUGUUUGGUAUGAAGCAAAAUGUUUAUCAUGGAAAAUAAUUUGGUUUCUUACUUGUUUUCUCCUGUUUGGUUGGUUAGUGGAAAAUGUUUUUCAGAAAAUAUUUUCGAUAAAUAUUUACUAGUGUUUGGUUGGUCAAGGAAAAACAUUAUCUAGAAAAUAUCUUUUUGUGUUUAGCUAGAGUGUAGUAAAUACUUUUUAGGAAAAUAGUUUUUGACCCGGGAACAAACAUCGACGAUUGAUCCGGAACGCGAACCCAACACCUGAACCGGGAUCCAACUUCGACCCCGACCCUGACACCCGACCCCAACACUCGACUUGGGACUCAACACCAACCCUAUUGGGAGUAGUGUUAAUUGGAGUAGUCUCAUUUCUCUUUCGAUUGGGUAUGUAGAAUUGGUAGAUGAUGUGAUGGAAAAGGUAUUAUCUGGUUGUCCUAAUUUGGAGGACUUGAAUCUGGAAAGUGUUUCAGGGAUAAAUCGUUUGGAAAUCAGUUCUGAGAAACUGAGAACGUUGUCGUUAGAAAACUAUGAUGAUAGUUUGCUCGAAAUAAUAGCCCCACAUAUUGAAACUUUGCAGAUUUGUGGUCCAUGCAGUGAGAUACGCAUCGGGCAGAGAAAUGUGGCAUCACUUGUGAAUGCAAUGCUUCAUGUAGAAUUUGAAUCUGAGGAAUCUUAUUUGAAGGAACUUCUUCAGAGUGUUGCCCAUGCCGAGACUCUUAAUUUGGGGAGCUGGUGCAUCGAGUGCCUGUCCAUCUUGGAGUUGGAAGGGUGGCAGUUUCCACCAUCAAGCCGGAAAGUCUUAACACUUGGCGUAGCCUUUGGACGGUUGGACUUCCCUGGAAUUUGCAGCUUUCUUCAGAGCUCGUUGGAUCUUGAGACAUUGGUUAUUGAAUGGUACGAUAACAGAGAAAGUGACCUGCUGUCAAGGUUAAACGAGGAUGAACAGACCAGGAGGUUUGAGACACAUAAUUUUAACGGCUCAUUUCCACAUCUGAAGACCAUCAAGUUCCGUAACUUUUACGGAUCUGUGCUGCCAUUGGUAAAAUAUUUGCUCAAGCAUGCCAUUGUGCUAGAAGAGUUUUUCAUUGAUGCUGCAUUCCAAGAGAGUGAUGCGUCUCCGGGUUAUGAAAUAAUGGCAUUGGAUUUCCUAAGCUUAACAAGAUCCUCUCCGCAUGCUAAAGUUCUUUUUUCUUAUUGAUAACCUUGAGCCCCUAUGGUUUGUGUUAAUCGCGACAUGCUUAAUAUCUGUUACUUUAUGUUUGAAACUGGUUUGAGCUGAUUGACAAGGCUUGGAUUGCGCUUGUCAGUAUCCAAGGAGUUAUUAGUAAGUUUUCAUGUCUAAGUAACAGUGUUCAUUCUCUAAUCAUCAUUUAAGAAAGAUUUUGGAAACA